AACUACUGUUUCCAAUCAAUUAGAAUGAUCAUUUCAAUUCUACAUUUUUCAUUGGUUGAUAGAAGAAUGUUCUGUACAUUUCACUUAUUCACAUUCUAUCCACUUGUUUAUCAAGUUGAAAUAAAUUAACCUACCUGCAUUCAUGAUUUCUUUCUUCACUGUACGGUUACGUAUUGUAUUAUGAUGGCCUCACUACUUUCUCUUCGGUAACGUUGAAAUGUGCUAAAUUCUGAUUUUUUCGUUGCAAUUGUUAAAACUAAUACUGAUGUUGAUCAAAGCUUCUCAAGAGUGCAAAUCAAUUACUCUUGUGUUAAUUGUACUCCUGAUUAUCUGGCUGAUAAUUCUUGCACCUAGUUCAUAUUUCUUGGAUUCAAAACCAGGAAACAGAUUCAUAUCGUCAGGAAUAAAUGAGUCAAUACUUCCGAACGAAUAUGGUUCAUAUGCUAAUCGGUCUGACUUAGCUGCUAUCCUACACAAAACAUAUUCUACUCAGACUAGAUUAGCUGUUCAGAAAUAUCCCCUGUAUUUUAGUUUAGAAGAAGAAAGGUUGAAACAGCUGUAUGACACAAUAAAAGAAGAAAAGAAAGUGAAGAAGUUUCUUAGAUUUUAAGGAAGAAGAAUUUUUACACCUAUGAAUUUUUCCCACUGUCAUGCGAAGGAGUGUGAUGUCAUUAAUGAAGUGGAAAGAUGGCGAGAGGCUGAUGCAUUAAUAAUUACAACAUCGGGACUGCCAGAUGGCGUACGUCCACCAGGACAAUUAUGGUUUGCGCUAAUACAUGAAUCUCCUUUACAUGUCCCAUUGGCAAACUCUCUGAAGAAUGAGGUGAACUUUACCAUAUCUUAUCGUUUCGACUCAACAGUUUAUUCUUCGUAUGGUUAUUAUGAGCCACAUAUCAAAACUCACGGACCAGAGACGAGAUAUCCACUACCUUCUCGUAACAUUGCGGCUGGGAGAUCUAAAAAAGUGGCGUGGUUUGUAAGUAACUGUAUACCGAAGAGCCCUAGAAUGACAUAUGCCAAGGAAUUAUCUCGACAUAUAUCCGUUGACAUAUACGGUGGAUGUGGCACGAAAUCGUGUCCGAAGAAUAAAGCAACAUUUGCUUCAACGCCUGAAUGUUUAAGUACGAUUCGUGAAAACUACAAAUUUUAUUUGAGCUUUGAGAACAGUUUGUGUUCGGAGUACAUAACUGAGAAACUCUACAGAAAUGCCCUCAACAACGAUAUACUUCCCAUUGUGAUGGGAGCUUCAAUUGAGGAAUACGAAAGGGUUGCUCCGCCAUACUCGUUUAUUCACGUAGAUCAGUUUGAAUCACCAGCAAAACUUGCAGAAUACUUGAAUUACUUGGACAAAAACGAUACCGCCUACAAUGAAUACUUCGCUUGGCAUGGUCAUGGUAUUAUCCACGACUGGGGUUCUCAACCACAGUUCGCUAUGUGUUUACUAGCACAUACUUCUCCCUUGUUUGGACCGUAUUGGGUUCCACAAGCAGGUAGAUGGUGGAAUGAUGGAUGCAACGGACGGAGACUGCGAUGGGGAUCGUAAUUGUACUCGAAUGCUGAGAAAACACAAGUUUCCUUUGUUUCGUGCUCCUUCAAGUGACCAAACACAUCUUAUGGAUGUUUACUUUUUCUGUGCAAAUAAUUUCCUUACACAUCUUCUUUGAUAUUAUUGGUAAUUAAAAUAGUAAAAUUCGACCGAUGCAUACAGAAUAUUUAAUUAAGAGUAUUGAAUUCUCAUCAACACUGACCUUCUCCAAUCUAUGUGAGAAAAAUAUUUUUCACCGAAGAAUUUCUACUUCUUUUUUGAUAAGAAAAAGACAAUUAUGUACUUCAGUGGUUUUUAUUACACU
Messenger RNA from Trichobilharzia szidati, 1850 nucleotides. The record is from the annotation of a GenBank genome assembly. NCBI's taxonomy places the organism in Eukaryota, Metazoa, Platyhelminthes, Trematoda, Strigeidida, Schistosomatidae.